CUGUGCUUCUCACAACAGAGAAAGUUCAAGAAGAGAUUGAUCGGGUAGUAGGACGAUCACGAAGACCUUGCGUGGCUGACCGGACCCAGAUGCCCUACACAGAUGCAGUGGUCCAUGAAAUCCAGCGUUUCAUCACCCUCAUCCCUACAAGCCUCCCUCAUGCAGUCACUAAAGACAUCCACUUGAGAGACUACAUCAUUCCCAAGGGUACCACCAUCUAUCCCCUCCUCAGUACCGCACUGUAUGACAGCAAGGAGUUUCCAAACCCAACUGAGUUUAAUCCUGGACAUUUCUUGAACCAGAAUGGCACCUUUAGGAAGAGCGAGUUCUUCAUUCCCUUCUCAGCAGGGAAACGAAUUUGCCCUGGAGAGGGCCUGGCACGCAUGGAGAUAUUCUUAGUCUUGACCGCCAUCCUGCAGAACUUCACCGUGAAGCCUGUUGUCAGCCCUGAGGAACUCAGCAUCACCCCAACACUGAGUGGGACAGGAAAUGUUCCUCCCUACUACCAGCUCUGUGCUAUCCCCCGCUGAGGGGCACAAAACCUCACUGCUGUGCUCCUCAGCCAGUCUGCUCCUUUACACCUCCCCGACUCAAACCAGUGGCAGGAACGUUGCCCCACCACCUCAAAGCCCCCACGAGGACAGCCCACAGACAAAGUCUGUGGUAGAUCAAACACAAUGCUUUGAACACGUCCCAGAACGGCUCCUCCUCACACAGCACAGAAGGUGAUGUUGCACCCCACUGCAAUGACACUAUGUCACAUCACAGGCUGCAUGAGCACAGCAGACCCACUGAACAGCUGAUUUGCUCACAGCUGUGACUCUGUGGCUAUCCAUCACCCGCUUCUCUGGCCUUGUGUGUCCCAACAGCAGCAGCAGCAGACUUUGCAGAGGGACCGAGUUGCUAUGCUGUAUGUUUAUGCUAAUGACCCAAUAAAGAACAAUCUGUUCAUGAGGA
This is a messenger RNA of Lagopus leucura (white-tailed ptarmigan), 957 nucleotides long. Its product is annotated as cytochrome P450 2C42-like. The record is from RefSeq and is a predicted model, not a curated record. The coding region runs from base 90 to 530 and encodes 146 amino acids. Gene Ontology annotation, molecular function: heme binding; iron ion binding; oxidoreductase activity, acting on paired donors, with incorporation or reduction of molecular oxygen, reduced flavin or flavoprotein as one donor, and incorporation of one atom of oxygen. Gene Ontology annotation, cellular component: intracellular membrane-bounded organelle; cytoplasm. Gene Ontology annotation, biological process: xenobiotic metabolic process. Lineage: Eukaryota; Metazoa; Chordata; Aves; Galliformes; Phasianidae. The transcript has 3 exons.